CCCUGGCUCUUCACUCCAGCUCCCACUGCACACAGGGAUAAGUGCGUGUGUGUAUAGAUUGUGAAUUCAGUGCAUAUGCAAGAGAGACAAAGGCUGACAGCACCAUGAUAUCUGUGCUGGACAGCAUGGGGCCCUCCUGGGCUUGGCUGCAUGUGGACAUCCAUCGGAUUUUUUACCUGGCUGCUGUGUUUUGCCUGACCUAUGCGCUGCUGAAAGUGAUCCAGCUGUGUCGGAGGAGACAGCAACUGCUCAAAGCCCUAGAUUGCUUCCCAGGCCCACCAAGGCACUGGCUGUAUGGCCAUGCCCAUGAGCUUCAAGAUCAAGAACUCAACAAGGUCAUAUCUUGGGCAGAGAAAUAUCCAUGUGCUCACUCUGUAUGGUUUGGAGGUUUCUUAGGAUUCCUGAAUAUCUACCACCCCGAAUACGCCAAGGCUGUAUAUAGCAGAGGAGAUCCGAAGGCUGGUGACUUCUAUAAUUUCUUUGUCCCAUGGACUGGGAAAGGAUUAAUUGUUUUACAUGGACCAAAGUGGUUCCAGCACCGUAGACUGCUGACUCCUGCAUUUCAUAAUGAUAUUCUGAAAUCUUAUGUGUCACUGAUGGCGGAUUCCACCAAACUGAUGUUGGAUAAAUGGGAGAAGUGGAUAACAAAGUACAAGUCGCUGGAUAUCUUUGAAGACGUUGGCUUGAUGGCUUUAGAUAGCAUGCUGAAAUGCACCUUCAGUUAUCAAAGCAACUGCCAGCACAGCGAGAAUACAUUUCUCAAAGCUAUACGUCAGCUCACAGCCAUGGUACAAGAGAGAACGAGGACAUUUCUGUACCACAAUGACCUCAUCUACUGGUUCAGUCCCCCUGGGCGUCGCUUCCGGAAUGCCUGCAGAAUAGUCCAUCGCCAUACAGAGAAGGUGAUCAAGGAGAGGAAGGAAUGGCUCAAGGAUGAGCGAGAGCUCGAAAAGAUCCAGAAGAAGAGGCGCCUGGACUUUCUGGAUAUUCUUUUAUGUGCCAAGGAUGAAAAUGGAGAAGGAUUACCUGAUGAAGAUCUACGUGCUGAGGCAGACACUUUCAUGUUUGGGGGUCAUGACACCACAGCAACUGGGAUCUCCUGGCUCUUAUACUGCAUGGCCCUGUACCCAGAGCACCAGCAGAGAUGCAGGGAGGAGAUCAAGGAGAUUCUGGGAGACAGAGAGACCAUUCAGUGGAAUGACCUUAGUAACAUGCCCUACACCACCAUGUGCAUUAAAGAGACCCUCCGCCUUUACCCUCCGGUACCUCAAGUGUAUCGACAACUCAAUGAACCAGUCACAUUUUUCGAUGGGAGGACUUUGCCGGAAGGUAGCUUAGUGUCUCUGCACAUUUACGCUCUUCACAGAAACCCCGUGGUAUGGAAAGAUCCAGAGGUGUUUGACCCCAUGAGAUUUUCACAAGACAACUUGUCUGAUCAGCAUUCCUUCGCCUUUAUGCCCUUUGCUGCUGGACCACGGAACUGCAUCGGGCAGCAGUUUGCCAUGACUGAGUUGAAAGUGGCUCUUGCCCUAACCCUCCUCCGCUUCGAACUCUCACCUGACCUGACUACACCUCCUAAUGAAGUAACUGAGCUUAUCCUGCGCUCCAGGACUGGAAUACACUUGCAUUUAAAGAAACUUUCCUAAUAUCUUUGCUAUUUCAUGCUGAAACUAUCUUUGAUAUUUUUUCUUCAGCAAAGCUUGCAAGUCACAAGACUUUCUAAGUAGAUUUGCUCAUCUUAAAUAUGAGGAAUCUGAAGAAGUGGGUAUUCACCCACGAAAGCUCAUGCUGCAAAACGUCUGUUAGUCUAUAAGGUGCCACAGGAUUCUUUGCUGCUUGUACUAGUGUGUGGGAGGGUAGAGACAUUCUUUAAGGGUGAGGCUGGGUGGAGACUUUCUUAUGGGGCCUGAUCGUCAGCCACUGUAAAGUGACAUAGCUUCAUUGACUUGGAGUUAUGCCAAAAUACACCAGCUGAGAAUUUGGUCAAUGAUGCUUAUAGAUUAGCCAUACACAGAGACAUGAACGAAAGUACAACAGGAAAUCACUGGUUUUGAAAUCCAGUACAGUGAGGGCAUAAUUAUAUUCUGUAUAGAGAAACUUUUCUCUCUUUUGGCUUUUCCAGUGCCCUUUGUCUAUUCCUUCUGUCCCACCUUACAAAGCAAUGAGGAUCUUAAUAUUAUGUCUCCCAGUGUAGGAGGGGGGAGUAUUUUCCUCUUCGCAUUAGGAGGUGAGCUUCCCAUUAAUCUUUGAGCUAAGACGGAAAAACUGGUGGGAGCAAGAUUUUCCUGUUAAAUGCAAUCUGAUUUAAUCAACGGUAAAAGCCAGAUUUUGAUCCAUUGAUCUCAGUGCCGUUGCUCUGGGUUUGAAACAGAGAACAGGGUUUGUGCGUUAUAAAAGUUGCUUGUGGAGAUCCAUAUUUACUCAAUCGGAUGCAGUUUUAUCAGGAAUGGAUCUGUUAAUGCCUUCUGUAGUUGAACCCCUUAAUAAAGAGUUGUGGUGUUUUUUAAAUA
Mauremys mutica (yellowpond turtle) is the source of this 2510-nucleotide messenger RNA. Its product is annotated as cytochrome P450 4B1-like. The record is from RefSeq and is a predicted model, not a curated record. Bases 105 to 1646 code for a protein of 513 amino acids. The transcript is spliced from 12 exons. Gene Ontology annotation, molecular function: oxidoreductase activity, acting on paired donors, with incorporation or reduction of molecular oxygen; monooxygenase activity; heme binding. NCBI's taxonomy places the organism in Eukaryota, Metazoa, Chordata, Testudines, Geoemydidae.